Molecule: messenger RNA, 4427 nt
Organism: Cicer arietinum (chickpea)
Lineage: Eukaryota; Viridiplantae; Streptophyta; Magnoliopsida; Fabales; Fabaceae
Source: RefSeq, a predicted model, not a curated record
GUUGAACUUGUAUGACCUAAAUACCCUCUUUUUGUGGAUGGCCUCAGAUCUUCAAUUCCCUUCUCAACCCUCACAACUUCCUUACCCUUAUUCUUCUAUUUCCGAUUUUCUCCCAAUUCCCCGCCAAUUUUCAUCAACUUCUUUUCAAACUCCUUUUUCUUCAUCCUUAAUUCAAAACGCUCUAGUGUCUUUUUCAGCACUACCCACCUCCCAUUUUAUGUUUUUUCCCCAAGAUUCCAAGACCAUGGUUCAAUACCCUUUUGGGAUAUGGUGAACCCCUCAGUUAGAUUGUUUACUCACUUGUAAAUUGCAAUGUAAAGCUGUUCAACAAUAUCAUGGUUCGAUACUCUUUGGGUUAAGCUGAAAAAUCUCCCAGCUUUGUUUCGAUCAAUACAAUUGAGGACCUUUAACAUCCAUGAGCUGGAGAGAGGAUUGAUAUGAUUUCUCUGACUUGUCUUUUGAUAUCUGUAGGAUAUUGCAACUGUGUCUCUGCCAUAAAAUGGUUAUUUAUACCGUAAGCUGAGGAGUGCCACUUCUUGUUGUUGUCAAAGUAGUGAUUUAUAUCUUCAAUGGCUAACCAUGAUUUGAUACUUGGUCAAAGUCACAAUUUGGCACUUGGUCAUGACCAACAAUCAAUGCUUGAUCAUAAUCAUAAUUUGGGCCUCAGCGAGAAUCAUGCAUUGGAACUGGGAUCAGACCAGGAGCAUCGUAUGGACCUAGGAAAAACCCAUGAUCAUGAACUGGGAUCGAAACAUGCCCACGGCCAUGAACAUGAUCAUGAAUUGGGGUUAGGACAGAACCACAAUCAAGAAGGUCAUGAUGUUUUAACUUACGAGCAUGAGCUAGCCAUGGAUCAAAAACCCGAGCAUGAUGACCAUGAGUUGUCCCUUCCUGUACAAGACCACGAGUUGGUCCUAUCGGAGAACAAUGAUCUGACUCUUUCAGAAAGUCAAGGACUUGAUGAGAACAUGGACCUGGCUGUGGUUCAGAACCCAGAAAUGAGCAUUGAUUCUGCCAAUAAUAUGGCUGUUCAUCAGUCACAGUUUAUGGUUUCUUCUGUACCCCAUGUAAUUCAGGCUCGUACAGUCGCUGUAAGUCCAAGUUAUGAAUUGUCAGUGGGCCAAGAAUUUCCUGAUGUCAAGAGUUGCCGAAGGGCUUUGAGGGAUACUGCAAUUGCCCUGCACUUUGAGAUGCAGACUAUAAAAUCUGACAAGACCCGCUUUACUGCUAAAUGUGCUAGUGAAGGAUGUCCCUGGCGCAUUCAUGCAGCGAAGCUCCCGGGGGUUCCAACUUUUACUAUCAGGACUAUUCAUGAGAGUCAUACAUGUGGAGGAAUUUCUCAUCUUGGCCAUCAGCAAGCUUCAGUUCAGUGGGUUGCUAACUCUGUGGAGCAAAGGUUGAAGGAGAACCCUAAUUGCAAGCCAAAGGAGAUAUUGGAAGAGAUUCAUAGGGUUCAUGGUAUCACCUUAUCGUACAAGCAAGCAUGGAGAGGCAAGGAGCGUAUCAUGGCUGCAAUGCGUGGAUCUUUUGAAGAAGGGUAUCGCUUGCUUCCACAAUACUGUGAACAGGUGAAACGCACAAACCCGGGCAGUAUUGCAUCUGUGUAUGCAAGUCCAUCUGAUAAUUGCUUCCAACGUCUCUUUAUUUCUUUUCAAGCAUCUAUUUAUGGCUUCUUAAAUGCAUGUCGGCCACUCUUAGGGCUUGAUAGAACAUAUUUGAAGAGUAAGUAUCUCGGUACGUUACUUCUUGCUACUGGAUUUGAUGGUGAUGGAGCUCUCUUUCCUCUUGCAUUUGGUGUUGUUGAUGAAGAGAAUGAUGAUAAUUGGAUGUGGUUUCUGUCUGAACUUCAUAACCUGCUUGAGAUCAACACUGAAAACAUGCCGAGGCUGACUAUUUUGUCUGAUAGACAGAAGGAAAUUGUGGAUGGCGUUGAAGCAAAUUUUCCUACCGCAUUCCAUGGAUUUUGUAUGCGGCACUUGAGCGACAGCUUCCGUAAGGAAUUUAAUAACACCAUGCUGGUCAAUCUUCUAUGGGAAGCUGCCAAUGCUCUUACUAUAAUUGAAUUUGAAGCUAAAGUUUUGGAAAUUGAAGAGAUAUCACAAGAUGCUGCAUAUUGGAUUCGAAGAGUUCCACCUCGUCUGUGGGCUACUGCUUAUUUUGAGGGGCAGAGGUUUGGUCAUUUGACAGCCAACAUAAUUGAAGCUUUAAACGUUUGGAUUUCGGAGGCAUCUGGGCUUCCAAUAAUUCAAAUGACAGAAUGCAUUAGAAGGCAGCUAAUGACUUGGUUCAACGAGCGCCGAGAGACCAGUAUGCAGUGGACAUCCAUACUUGUUCCUUCUGCCGAGAGACGUGUUGCAGAAGCUCUUGAACGUGCACGCACUUAUCAGGUUCUUCGCGCCAACGAAGCUGAGUUUGAAGUUAUAUCUCAGGAAGGAACUAAUAUAGUUGAUAUAAGGAAUCGGUGCUGUCUUUGUCGUGGUUGGCAGCUUUAUGGCUUGCCCUGUGCACAUGCGGUGGCAGCACUUCUUUCCUGCAGGCAGAAUGUGCAUAGAUUCACAGAAAGCUGUUUCACUGUUGCUACUUAUCGCAAGACAUACUCGCAAACCAUACAUCCAAUUCCUGAUAAAUCACUCUGGAAGGAGUUGUCUGAAGGAAAUUCCAAUGUUAGCCAGGCUCUUGAAGUUAUUAUUAACCCACCUAAAUCACUCAGACCACCUGGACGACCAAGAAAGAAGAGAGUUCGUGCAGAAGACCGCGGGCGUGUUAAAAGAGUGGUGCAUUGUAGUCGCUGCAAUCAAACAGUGAGAACCAUUCCUCGUAUGUUUCACCCCCUGAAACGUGAUUCCAGCUUGUUUGGUUCUCAGCCGGCACUCAACUCAAACUGUGCGUUCGUCCUUGAAAUCAAUUCUAAUCUGAAGCAGCUCUCCCUAGCUUUUCGAUUUUGGGUGAAAUUGAUUCCCCAUGCUGCAGUGCUGGGAAGGUGCCGAUUGCAGAAAAUACCUACCUUCAUUCCUUAUUUUUGCUAAAGAUUGGUCAGAUUCAUUCUCAAACACAACAGUUGGAAGGGCAAAAUCAUUCUUGGCAGCAAAAUUUUAUCAUCUAUUUGGUACAAGUUAAGCUCCUAGACUGCUCUUUUGUCCAUUAACUUAAAACAAAAAAAUUCUGAUAAUAACGAAUAUUGGCUACUUUAGAUAAUAUCUUGAUUGUGUUACCAAACAUCUGAAUAAAGAAUUAUUGUUUUAAAAAAUGCUUCUCUGUUUUGAUAAAAUACAUCGGCAAUAUUGGAUAAAUUGCAUCUCUAUUUUGCUAGUAUUUGAUAUUAAUUAGAAAUUGAAUGUGAAUAAGAAGGAUACUGAUAAUUUGUGUAUGUUGCCUGUCACCAUUUGUUAGCACAUUUUUGCAUUAAAUGAAACAUCCAUAGUAAUAGAAUGAAUUAGAGACGUCACUCUGCUAUUUCUUUCAGCAUGCGCUUAUGGAUCUUAAGACAGCAGUGCUUAUGGAUCUUAAGCAGGAGAUUGUCAAAAAUAUUCCCUUGCUUAUUGGAUUAUGUUAGCAUUUGAUUGGGUAAUGUUCAGCGAGAAGAGUUUUUGCAGGAUUUUUUAUAGCUUGUAGUUGGUGUCAGGGUGAUUAAGAUUGACAAGGGGUAAUUCUGUGUUUUUUACUAUCUUUUGAUUAGUUGUCUUGCAGUAGCAGGAGUAUUAGUAGAUGUUAUCUCCUUGAUUGUGGGUGGUAAUUUAAUUAAUACUUGUUUUGUCAAAAGUAAUUUCUCCUUAAGCACUGAAGUAUUAAAUUAUUAAUUUCAAUUUCUCCACAAGGAAGUCAGCAACAAUAGCUAAUCAUUUUGUUUGUGUGGCAAGUUUGAUGAUACAUACUUAUAUAUGAUGAAAGGUUGCAAUGUAAUUGUGUGCAUAAAACAGCAAGAGGUGAUGGAAAGUUAGGUGUAGUACACUGUGGUGAUGGAAAUUUUCUUAUGUCAAAACAAAAAUAAGAACAGUGAGGUUGAAUAAUAUUAAUCUGGCACAGCUAUUGAUGAAGAGAAGUUGAAGUGGAGGUGAGGCAGGCAGUAAAAGAUUGGAAAAGGCAUGAGUGACUAACACUAGAUGAAGGAGUAUGUUGAUUUUUUUGGUAGUGUAAUUACAGUGGCUGCAUGAGUAAUGAAGCAGUGGUGAGAAGGUGAUGCUGGCAGCAUAAAUAAAGUACAGGCUCUUCAAUUUGUAAUAUCUUAAUGCUUGGUUUGCAAAACACUUGAUGAAGGAGUUUGUGAAUUUUAAACUACUGAUGUAUAAUUGAAUCCUGAUUGAAUAGGAGUUUAUGUGUGUGUCUAUGUGAUAUAUUUGUAGCACUUCUUGUGCUAAAAGUAGUGAUUAAUAAUUGUAUCUUUGCUUGUUCUAUAAUAAAUAAACAAAUAAAGGACAAAAUAAAUGGUA